Messenger RNA from Fusarium coffeatum, 1374 nucleotides. RefSeq lists its product as uncharacterized. The record is from RefSeq and is a predicted model, not a curated record. Gene Ontology annotation, cellular component: mitochondrion. The coding region runs from base 1 to 1374 and encodes 457 amino acids. NCBI's taxonomy places the organism in Eukaryota, Fungi, Ascomycota, Sordariomycetes, Hypocreales, Nectriaceae. Gene Ontology annotation, biological process: tRNA modification. Gene Ontology annotation, molecular function: tRNA dimethylallyltransferase activity; nucleic acid binding; ATP binding. The transcript is spliced from 2 exons.
AUGUCUGCAAAACCUCCAAUUGCGCCUCUCGUGGUUGUGCUAGGGUCUACGGGUACGGGCAAGUCAGAUUUGGCGGUUGAGCUUGCUACCCGGUUGAAUGGCGAAAUCAUCAAUGCUGAUGCUAUGCAACUAUACAACGGCCUAUCAAUCAUCACUAAUAAAAUUACAACUGAGGAGCAGCGUGGUAUUCCUCAUCAUCUUCUUGGCCAUAUAUCCUUGGAUGAGCAACCAUGGGACGUUGAUGACUUCAAGCGGGAAGCUACUCGCACGAUACGCGAGAUUCGUGACCGGGGUCGGCUACCGAUUCUUGUCGGCGGAUCGCAGUAUUAUGUCGAUCCGAUACUCUUCAAAGAGGUUAUUCUAGACGAUCUAGAACUGAAUACCACCGAAUCCUUUCCCAUUUUACAGGAAUCGGCUGAAGUUAUGCUUCAUGAGCUUCGAAAAGUCGAUGCUAUCAUGGCUGAGAGAUGGCACCCAAAAGACCGUCGCAAGAUCCAGCGAUCCCUGGAAAUUUACUUGAAGAGCGGCAAGCGAGCAUCUGACUAUUAUGCUGAACAGCAAGCGAGAAAAGAAGCUGCGCAACAAGAUGCCAACAAAGAACCUUGGGAGAACUUGUUAUUCUGGGUCUAUUCCCAGCGCGAGGUAUUAUGUGAACGUCUGGAUAAGCGAGUGGACAAGAUGCAGACGGGUGGACUCAUGGAUGAAGUGCGAGAGCUCUACGACUUUAAACACAAGAAAGAAGCAGAGGGGCAAAUUCUCGAUAUGACAAAGGGUAUAUGGCAGUCGAUUGGUUACAAGCAGUUUGAACCGUACCUGGCUGCCAUCGACGAAGGACAAGAUCCUGCCGCCAUUGAGAAAUUGAAGACUGCUGGACUUGAAAAGAUGAAGGCGGCCACAAGACAAUACGCCUCUUACCAAACCCGCUGGAUCAGACUCAAGCAGAUCCCACGAAUCCACGAAGUCGGCCCAGAAGCCAUGAAGAACAUGUAUCUGCUCGACAGCACCGAUGUUUCCGAGUACGGUAAAAACGUGGUUGAGCCUGCGGUAAAAUUGGCACAGCAGUUCCUUCGGGGAGAAGAUCGUCCACUACCGACUGAGAUAUCUGAACUUGCCCAAGAGGUUCUAACACAGGUUGGCAAACCACCUCCCAAGGCAACACCAUGCAAACGUACAUGCGAAGUUUGUCAUACGACAUUGAUGACUGAGGAGGCCUGGGCCGCUCAUUUGAAGAGUGCGACUCAUAGACGUGUUGUCCGCAAGAAGGCUAGGACAUCGCUUGUGCCGGUGGAACAAAGAAAAGAGAAACAAAAGACUGAGACGAAAGAAGAUGAGGCAGACUCUGGUCCAGAACUAGGGUCUAUGUUCUCAGAAUGA